AUGUCGCAAACUAAUUGGGAAGCUGACAAAAUGUUGGAUGUCUAUAUCCAUGAUUAUUUAGUGAAGAGAGAUUUGAAGGCCACAGCUCAGGCUUUUCAAGUUGAAGGGAAAGUAGCAUCUGAUCCUGUUGCUAUCGAUGCACCUGGUGGUUUUCUGUUUGAAUGGUGGUCCGUCUUUUGGGAUAUAUUCAUUGCCAGGACUAAUGAGAAGCAUUCUGAAGUUGCUGCCUCGUAUAUUGAGACUCAGUUAAUGAAGGCUCGAGAGCAGCAGCACCAGCAACAGCAGCAACAGCCGUCACAGCCCCAGAAUUCACAACAGCACCAACAACAGCAGAUUCAGCUUCUAUUACAAAGACAAGCUCAACAGCAACAACAACACAAUCAACAACAACAACAACACAAUCAACAACAACAGCAACAGCAGCAGCAACAGCAACAACAACAACAGGGUCAUCAGCAGCAACAACAAAGGCGCGAGGGAGGUGGACACGUCAUGAAUGGAUCGGCCAAUGGAAUUGUGGGAAACGAGCCACCAAUGAGAAGGAAUACUGGUGGUACUGCAAAUGCGUUGGCCACGAAGAUGUAUGAAGAGAAUUUGAAGAGGGAUUCUUUGGAGGAUGCUGCUUUGAAGCAAAGGUUUGGUGAUAAUGUGGGCCAGCUUUUGGAUCCAAAUCAUGCGGCCAUCUUGAAAUCAGCUUCAGCCUCUAGCCAGCCAUCUGGGCCAAUGUUGCACGGUGCUGCUGGUGGAAUGUCUUCACAAGUUCAAGCACGGAGCCAACAAUUUCCAGGGUCUACAGCAGAUAUCAAAGCAGAAAUAAAUCCUAUCCUGAAUCCAAGAGCUGCGGGCCCCGAAGGAUCACUGAUUGGAAUCCCUGGUUCGAAUCAAGGAAAUAACAAUUUGACGCUGAAAGGUUGGCCUUUAACAGGCCUCGAGCAACUUCGUUCUGGGCUCCUGCAACAGCCAAAAUCGUUCAUGCAGGGACCACAGCCCUUCAAUCAAUUGCAGAUGCUGACACCUCAGCACCAGCAACAACUCAUGCUCGCUCAGCAGAGCCUCGCUUCUCCACCCAUCAGUGAUGUCGAGAGCCAAAGGUUGAAAAUGCUUUUUAACAACCGAAGCUUCUCUAUGGGUAAAGACGGGCUCUCUAAUUCAGUUGGUGAUGUGGUGCCUAAUAUUGGGUCCCCUUUGCAAGCUGGCUGCCAGGUUUUGCCUCGUGCAGAUACCGAGAUGCUAAUGAAGUUGAAAUUUGCGCAAAUGCAGCAGCAUCAGCAGAGCAGUAACCAAUCACAACAGCAACAACUUCAGCAACAUGCUCUCUCUGGUCAGCAGGCGCAAAGUUUGAUUCACAAUCUGCAGCAAGAUAAGAUUAUGGGUAGUGGCAGUGUCACAGCUGAUGGUAGCAUGUCCAAUUCAUUCCGAGGAAAUGAUCAGGCUUCAAAAAGCCAGGCUGGGAGAAAAAGAAAGCAGCCCGUAUCUUCUUCAGGCCCCGCCAACAGCUCAGGAACAGGAAAUACGGCGGGGCCUUCUCCAAGUUCAGCCCCAUCAACACCCUCGACUCAUACACCGGGAGACGUGAUGUCGAUGCCAGCCUUGCCACACAGCGGCAGCUCCUCAAAGCCUCUGAUGAUGUUUGGGGCCGAUAACACGGGCACUCUCACUUCACCAUCAAAUCAGUUGUGGGAUGAUAAGGAACUCGGGCAAGCUGAUAUGGAUCGUUUUGUGGAUGAUGUAGAGGAUAAUGUGGAGUCUUUCCUGUCGCAUGAUGAUGCCGACCCCCGAGAUGCGGUUGGCCGCUGUAUGGACGUUAGCAAAGGAUUUACAUUCACAGAAGUGAAUUCUGUUCGUGCUAGUGGAAGUAAAGUUGCUUGCUGCCACUUCUCAUCAGAUGGAAAACUGCUUGCCAGUGGUGGACAUGACAAAAAGGCUGUUCUAUGGUACACGGAUUCUUUGAAGCCGAAAACUACGCUCGAAGAACACUCUGCACUUAUUACUGAUGUCCGUUUUAGUCCUAGCAUGGCCCGCCUUGCCACAUCAUCUUUCGAUAAAACCGUCAGGGUCUGGGAUGCGGAUACUCCGGGCUACUCACUUCGUACCUUUACCGGACAUUCUGCUGGCGUGGUGUCCUUGGAUUUUCAUCCCAAUAAAGAUGACCUCAUCUGCUCGUGUGAUGGUGACGGUGAAAUAAGAUACUGGAGUAUAAACAAGGGGAACUACACCAGAGUUUUCAAGGGUGGCAGUGUCCAAGUUAGAUUUCAACCUCGUCUCGGAAGAUAUCUUGCAGCUGCUGCUGAGAAUGUAGUGUCGAUUCUUGAUGCUGAGACAAAUGCAUGUCGUCAUUCAUUGAAGGGCCACACGAAACCUAUUCAUUCCAUUUGCUGGGACCCAUCUGGAGAGCUGCUGGCAUCCGUUAGUGAGGACUCGGUUAGGGUGUGGACAUUGAGAUCUGGAAGUGAAGGAGAAUGCUUGCACGAGCUCAGUUGUAAUGGAAACAAAUUCCAUUCUUGCGUUUUCCACCCGACGUAUUCGUCCUUGCUCGUUAUUGGUUGUUAUCAGUCUUUGGAGCUUUGGAACAUGAGCGAGAACAAAACAAUGACCCUUUCAGCUCACGAAGGACUAAUUGCAUCAUUGGCUGUGUCGACAGUUGCAGGCUUGGUUGCGUCUGCAAGCCACGACAAAAUCGUCAAACUUUGGAAGUGA
This is a messenger RNA of Striga hermonthica, 2697 nucleotides long. The record is from the annotation of a GenBank genome assembly. NCBI's taxonomy places the organism in Eukaryota, Viridiplantae, Streptophyta, Magnoliopsida, Lamiales, Orobanchaceae.